Rattus norvegicus (Norway rat) is the source of this 9157-nucleotide messenger RNA. It is a transcript of the gene Ddhd2, whose product is annotated as DDHD domain containing 2. Lineage: Eukaryota; Metazoa; Chordata; Mammalia; Rodentia; Muridae. The record is from RefSeq and is a predicted model, not a curated record. Gene Ontology annotation, biological process: signal transduction; lipid catabolic process. Gene Ontology annotation, molecular function: metal ion binding; hydrolase activity; triacylglycerol lipase activity. Gene Ontology annotation, cellular component: cytosol; membrane.
AGGCCCUGAACCGGGUGAGCGGACUCCGCAGGGCUCACUGCUCGCGGCUGGAUCGCUGAGGAGCCCGUGGUGCGGGAUUGGGGCGCGGCCACAGGCUCCGCCCGUCUGCCCGCCCCGCCCGGCUUGGGAGGUAGGCUGCAGCAGGGAUGUGUCUCGGCUCCCUCCGCAAGGGCUGAGAGCGCGAGCGGCGCGGACAAGCGAAGCCAGAGCGAAAUGUCAUCAGGGGAAUCGUACCAGGAGCAGCUGUCACAGUCAGAUCCAUCCCCCUCCCCAAACUCCAGUAGUUCCUUCGAGCUGCUAGACAUGGAUGUUGGCAGUUCCUACGAACCCGUUUCUCCACAUUGGUUUUAUUGUAAGGUAAUAGACUCUAAGGAACUCUGGAUUCCUUUCAACUCUGAAGAUUCACAGCAGCUGGAAGAAGCACAUGGCUCUGGAAAGGAUUGUAAUGAGAGAGUUGUCCCCACUGAUGGGGGCAGAUAUGAUGUCCAUCUCGGGGAGAGGAUGCGGUAUGCCGUGUACUGGGAUGAACUACCAUCAGAAGUGAGACGGUGCACGUGGUUUUACAAGGGAGACAAAGACAAUAAGUACGUCCCCUACUCCGAGAGCUUCAGCCAAGUUUUGGAGGAUACAUAUAUGCUUGCGGUAACUCUGGAUGAAUGGAAAAAAAAACUAGAGUCUCCAAACAGAGAAAUUAUUGUAUUACACAACCCAAAGCUCAUGGUGCAUUACCAGCCAAUCACAGGGUCUGAUGAAUGGGGUUCAACAUCCACUGAGCAAGGUCGGCCAAGAUCAGUAAAAAGAGGCGUUGAGAGCAUCCCUGUUGAUAUUCACUGUGGGGAACCUUUACAAAUAGAUCACUUAGUGUUUGUAGUCCAUGGGAUUGGACCAGCUUGUGAUCUCCGUUUUCGAAGCAUUGUUCAAUGUGUUAAUGAUUUUCGAAGUGUUUCCUUGAACCUGCUACAAACACAUUUUAAGAAAGCCCAAGAAAACCAGCAGAUUGGAAGGGUAGAGUUCCUUCCGGUCAACUGGCACAGCCCUUUGCAUUCUACUGGAGUAGAUAUAGAUCUGCAGCGGAUAACCCUACCCAGCAUCAAUCGCCUUAGACACUUCACUAACGAUACAAUUCUGGAUGUCUUCUUCUACAAUAGCCCCACCUACUGUCAGACUAUUGUGGACACAGUAGCUUCUGAAAUGAACCGAAUAUAUACACUUUUUCUGCAGAGGAACCCUGAUUUCAAAGGGGGUGUAUCCAUUGCUGGUCAUAGUUUAGGUUCGCUUAUAUUGUUUGAUAUCCUAACAAAUCAGAAAGAUUCUAUUGGGGAUAUUGACAGUGAAAAGGGUUCAUUGAGUACUGCUGAGGAUCUAGGAGAUGUAUCAACAUUAGAAGAAGAACUGAAGAAGCUUCAGCUCUCUGAGUUUGUCACUGUCUUUGAGAAGGAGAAAGUUGACAGAGAAGCUCUGGCUUUAUGUACAGACAGAGAUCUUCAGGAAAUGGGGAUUCCCUUAGGACCCAGAAAGAAGAUACUGAACCACUUCAGUGCCACAAAGAGUUCAGUGGGUAUUAAUAGACCAACCAUGUCAGCUUCUGAGGUAAAUAUCCCCAAGGAAAAAGGUGACUAUUUGGAUGUUGGAAUUGGGCAGGUGUCUGUAAAAUACCCCCGGCUUAACUACAAACCAGAAAUAUUCUUUGCCUUUGGAUCUCCCAUUGGAAUGUUUCUUACUGUCCGAGGAUUAAGAAGAAUUGAUCCAAAUUAUAAAUUUCCCACAUGCAAAGGUUUCUUCAAUAUUUACCAUCCUUUUGAUCCUGUGGCAUAUAGGAUUGAACCAAUGGUGGUCCCAGGAGUAGAAUUUGAGCCAAUGCUGAUUCCACAUCAUAAAGGCAGGAAGCGGAUGCACUUAGAACUGAGAGAGGGCUUGACCAGGAUGAGUAUGGACCUGAAGAACAACUUGCUGGGUUCACUGAGGAUGGCCUGGAAGUCUUUCACCAGAGCUCCAUACCCUGCCUUACAAGCUUCAGAAAUGGCAGAAGACACUGAGGCAGAAUCCGAACCAAGUUCAGAAAAGCCCAGUGACGCCAACACAGAAGAGCCUCCUGUGGAGGUCAAAGAGGAGGCUCCCAUCAAUGUGGGAAUGCUGAAUGGAGGCCAGCGCAUUGACUAUGUGUUACAGGAGAAGCCCAUUGAGAGUUUUAAUGAAUAUUUAUUUGCUCUACAAAGCCAUCUAUGCUACUGAGUUUGAGAGAUGGAGGUACGAGGGUCAGGAGCUCAAGGCCAAAUGCUGCUGCAUUUCAAGUUGGAGACCAGCCUGGGGUACGAGACCCUGUCUCAAAGCCCAAAAGCUGGACAGAAAAGAAUGAACCCUCCUAGUCUGGAUGAAAAUUUUUCUGAGUGGUUUGAAAUUCAAAGGAAGAUGAAUAAUUUAGAGGAGGGAGCGGAGGGAGGGAAGGAGGGGAGAGAGCACGCAAGAGCUUUGUCUCCUGCCAAGCUAGUAAGUUACAUGCAGCUGUCAUAUUUCUUGUAGCAAUGAAAAGAAAGGUUUCUUUUGAAAUGUAGAUAGACAUUUCUUCUGCCUUGUCUACUGAUAUUUUUCUAAGUUUCUUCACUCCUUUAGACAUAAUGUUCCACUUUUUUUUAAAGAUUUAUUUAUAUAUGUAUAUGAAUGUUCUGUCUUCCUGCAGAAAGGGGUAUCAGAUCCAAUUAUAGAAUAUUUUGAACCACCAUGUGGUUUCAGGGAAUUGAACUCAGGACCUCUGGAAGAGCAGUCAGUGCUCUUAACCACUGAGCCGUCUCCAGGCCAGUGUUCUACUUUAUUAGUUCAUCACAGUUGUGAGUCAGUCCUCUGCUGAUAGACCUCUUACUUUUUACAGCAAGUCCACGUUGCUUCUCCACUCAUGAGUCUUACUUACAAAUAGAAUUGCUGGCGUAAAGACUGUAUGCAUUUGUAAUAUUUGGUAAAUGCUGCCAAACAAAAGUUGUCCUUUACAAAAGCAUUUAUCACAUUUAUUUAUUAGUGUUUGUAUAUGCAUGUGGGCCCUGGUGACCUGACUCAGGUCAUCCAUCAGUUUGUCAGCAUCGCUGACUCAUCUCCCUACCCCAGAUUGUCCAUUUUUACAUUCUCAUCAUGUACAUGUUACAGGGUUUCCCCAUAGCUUUCUAACAAGUGUUUUAAGAAUAGAUUUUUGUGUGUGACCUAUGUACAUGUUUGUGUGCACAUGUGCAUACAGGCACAUGUAUACUGUCUAUACUUGGAGGCCAAAGGUCAUGGUCAGUGCCUUUCUGUAGUGUCUACGCCUUAUUUUUUUUUUUUUGAGACAAGGUCUCCUGAAGCUGGAGCUCCCUGAUUGAUCAGGCUGGGCUGUCUAGUCAGUGAGCUCUUGGGAUAGACUGGUCUCACUUUCCCCAGGCUCCUUACCCAGGUGCUGAGACUGUAGGUAUGUCUCCCAACCUGGCUUUCAUGUGGCUCCAGACAUGCCAACCCAGAUUCUCAUGCUAGUGCAACAAGCACUUUACAGGCUCACUGGUCUCCCCAGUCUCCUUCCCAACUUAGUCUUAUCAACUUAAAAUUUUGACAAUUUGUUGGUUGUAAGAUGUAUAAUAAAGUGAAGAUAUUUCAGGUUCACAAAUUUGAGUUUCAUGAUCUAUGAAGCCAUUACAGUAAUCAGUACAUGACUCAUCACUGAAAAGUUGACCCCACAUCUCCAGGAAUUGACCUGCUUGUUACUGUAGUGUGCGUAUGUAUGACCUCUGUUUGGACUCCAUCUUAGUAACUUCUCAGUUGCUGGGACAAAGCACAACAAUCAAAGCAACAUAAAAGAAGCAGUUUAGUGGGAAUCUGAGUCUGUGACCAUCAUGGCGAGAACAUGCCAGCAGGCAUGGCUCUGGAGCAGUAGCUGAGAGCUUAUAUCUUAAGACAACAGCCAACACAAGGCAGAGGGAGAAAGCUAACUGGAAAUGUUGUGGGCUUUUAAAACCUCAAAAUCCACCUCAGUGAGACACCUUCUCUAACAAGGUCACACCUCCUAAUCCUUCUCAAGUAGUUCCACCAGCUGGGGACUAAGUACUCAAACCAACAGACCUGUGAGGGCCAUUCUCAUCCAAACCACAGAAUCAGAAUAUAUCUACUGUUUUGGUUAAGCUUCCCUGGAGGGAAUUAUUUCAAGAUCUAUCCAUGUUAUGCAUAUAAUUCAUUCCAAUUUAGUAAGUAAAUGAUCAGUAUUUCUACUCUGUGUGUGUGUGUGUGUGUGUGUGUGUGUGUGUGUGUGUGUGUGUGUGUGUUUUGAGAUAACGUCUCACUGUUUGGAACAGAUUGACCUUUAUGAGAUCCUUCAUCCUCCUGAGUACUGCUUUUGGCUUCAUAUUUGACAACUCUUCCCUUUUAUUUCUCUCACUUUCUUCCCUCCUUCCCUCCCUCCCUCCCUUCCUCCCUCCUUCCCUUCCUCCCAUUGUUUUGACACAGAGUUUCUCUGUGUGGUCUGGCAGUCUUGGAACUCACUCUGUAGACCAGACUGGGCCUGAACUUAGAUUUGCUUGCCUGUGCCUUCCAAGUGAUAAGGUUAAAGGCGUGUGCCACCAGUUCCAGCCAGUGGCUCUGCUUAUGAAAGUGGUUGAGCCUCUUGAUAUAAAUAUAAGGGCCAUUUUUAUUUCCUUCUCUGGGAAUUACCUAUAUUCUUUAUUUUCACUUCUGACUUAGUUAUGUUUUUACUGCUGUGAUGGCACCAUGACCAAGGCAGCUUAUAAAAGAGAGCAUUUAACAGGGGCUUGCUUAAAGUUUCAGGGAUUUGGUCCAUUAUCACCAUGGUGGGGAGCAUAGUGGUGGGCAAGCAUGGUGCUGUAGGAGUACCUGAGAGAGCACAUCUAAUCUGAAUGGUAUGGGCAGAAGGAAAUACUAGGCCUAGCGUACAUUUUCAAAACCUCAAAGUCCACCUCCAGUGGUACACCUCUUCAACAAGACCACAUCUUGUAAUCUUUCUAAACAGUUCUGCCAGCUGAGGGCCCAGCAUUCAAACAUAGGAGCCUGUGGGGGCCAUUCUCAUUCAAACCAUCUCACCCUUUAUUUUCUUUAUACUGAAAUAUUGAGACUUUGCAUUGAUUGAUGUUUAUUAUAUGAGCUAUACAUGCGUAUUCCCCAGUUUGUAUUUGAUAUUGCCUAUAUUGUCUUAUUUUAUUCUUAAUUACGUAUGGGUAAAUACGUGUGGGUAUGUCCAGUUGCCCACAGAGAUCAGAAGAGGGCAUCAGAUUCCCUGAGUCAGAGUUACCAGCAGUUGUGAGGUGCCAGUGUCAGCGCUGGGAACUCUGCUUUAGCAAGAAAGACUGACUUACAGUCUCACUACAGAGCUGUCUUUCUAACCUCUGUAUGCAUGUUUGCUAAAUAGAAAUUUUUUGUCAGACUUCUUGAUCUAUGGGUUUUUUGUUUUUUGUUUUUUCCCAGACAGUCUCACUGUUCACAGCCUUGGCUAGCCUGGAAUUCCAUCCAUAAGACAGGUUGGCCUCAAAGUCAGAAAUCCACGUUGUCUGUGCCUCCCAGUCCUGGGGUUAAAGGCUAUGCCACCAGACUGGCUUGUGUCAUAUUUAGAUCUUUCUUGUUUCCUAUCCCUGAUACAUAGUCCAUUCUGAUAUUUUAUAGUCUCAUUUUUAUAGUCUCAUAUUUUCAUGUAAACUUGGAUUCAUUUCUAAUUUUGGUCUUAUGUGAAUAUCUUAGUCACAGUUUCUGUGGCUGUGAUAAAACUCAUGACCAGAAGUGGCUUGAAGAGGUCAGGGCUUAUCUCAGCUCUGGCUCUCAAGGUGCCCUGUGUCACUGACCAAGAGAAGUCAGGGCAGGAAGUGAAGCAGAGGCUUACUGCUCACUGGCUUGCUCCUGAUGGCUUGUGUCAAGGUGACAGCUCGUCAGCCAACUGCGUGGGAAAGAUCCAGGUCAUGUUUUUUUCAUGUGUUUAUUUGUCUCAGCAAUACUGGAACUUGGCAUUCUACCUUUCUGAAAUUCCUUUUUGUUUCACAGUCUCACUUUGUAGCACUGGCCUUUGUGGAACUUGUGUAGAACAUCUAGCCUCAGACUUACAGAGAUUUGUCUGCCUCUGCCUCCCAGUGCUGGGUUUAAAGGCGAAGGCCACCACACCCCUUUAUAUUUAUUUUUAUUUCAUGUGCAUUGUUUUGCCUACAUAUAUGUCUGUGUGAGAAGAGUUAGAUCCCCUGAAAUUUGAGUUAGACAGUUGCCAUGUGGUCCUGGGAAUUGAACCCAGGGCCUAUGGAAGAGCAGGCAGUGCUUUUAACUACUGAACCAUCUCUGCAGUCCCUGGAGUUCUCUUUUUAACGUUUUUACUUUAUUGUAUGUGCAGGAGUGUAAGUACCUCUGUUUUGCAUACAUAUGGACGCUAGAGGACAACUUUCGGGAGUCGGUUGCUGCUCUCUACUUUGCUGAGAUGUGGUCUCUUAAUUCUGCCACUGUGUUCCACAUACUGUAGAAUGGCAGGCCUGAGAGUGUCUAGCAGAUUAGCCUGGCUCUUCUCACCUCACCAUAGGAGUACUGGGAUCACAGACGCACAGCAGACAUAUGGCUUUGGGGAUCAAACUCUGGGCCCUUUUUUUUUUUUUUUUUUUCCUUCGGAGCUGGGGACCGAACCCAGGGCCUUGUGCUUGCUAGGCAAGCACUCUACCACUGAGCUAAAUCCCCAACCCCUGGGCCCUUCUUUCACAGCAGGCAUUUUACCCACCAAGCCAUCUCCAGGCCUUUAUAGGGUUUAUUAGGCUGAGAGACCCGCAUGUGGAAUUUUUUUUUAAUUAUUUAUUUUAUUUUAUAUACAGCAUUCUGCCUGCAUAUGUGACUGCAGGCCAGAAGAGGGCAUUGGAUCUCAUUACAGAUGGUUGUGAGCCACCGUGUGGUUGCUGGGAAUUGAACUCAUGACCUCUGGAAGAGCAGUCGGUGCUCUUAACCGCUGAGCCAUCUCUCCAGCCCCCGCAUGUGGAAUUUUGGGACAUGAGGUUUUAAGAUAAUCCCACUUAUAAUUAUAUAUGUGUGUGUGUGUGUGUGUGUGUGUGUGUGUGUGUGUGUGUGUGUGUGUGUGCGCGCGCGCGUGUGGUCUUUCCUUGAGAGAAAUCCACAGAUCUCAUUAGAUUGUUUGAUAAGAGGAUUUAUGAUUAAAAAGCAGAACCACAGAUCUCAAGGAACAUGUUAUAUCCUUAAGGCAGUCAUUUAUGAAUGUUACCACUUAUAAUCAGACUUCUUUAAAAGUAAGUAACAUUUUGUUGCCAGCAAUCCCAGUGCUGGAAGGAACAGGCACUUGGACAUCUGAGCCUGAGGCCAGCCAGAGCUACCACUUGUGAUCCUGUCUAAAAAUAAAACAAAAUAUAAACAAAAAAUCCCCAAAACAAAAAAAAGUAUUUAUUUUUAUUUUGUACGCAUUGAUGUUUUGCCUGCAUGUGUGCAUGUACAAGGGCAUUAGAUCACCUAGAACUGGAACCAUCGACAGUUGUGAGCGGCCAUGUAGAUGCUGGGUAUUGAGCUCGGGUCCUCUUGAACAGCCAGUGUUUUCAGCUGCAAAGCCAUCUCACCAGUCCAGACUCUUUUUUAUUUUUUUAAUGAAUACAUUCAAGAUUUUUUUUCUGAUAAAGGAAAAACAUUCUGAUAUUUCUAUGUAGACAUCCAAAAUUGCUUUAAGACUUUUUUUAAAAUUUAUUUAUUAUAUAUGAGUCCACUGUUGCUGUCUUCAGACACAGCAGAAGAGGGCAUCAGAUCUCAUUACAGAUGGUUGUGAGCCACCAUGUGGUUGCUGGGAUUUGAACUCAGGACCUCUGGAAGAGCAGUCAGUGCUCUUAACCGCUGAGCUAUCUCUCCAGCCCUCUCCAGCCCCUUCUUAAGGAUUUGGGAUUUUCCAUGAAGAUUAGACUGGGAUUUUUCUGCUACAAAUACAGUUUCUUUAAUGGACAUGUAAUAAUCACUUAAGAUUAUUCCUUCUCAACUGAGUUUGAUAGUUUAGCCCAUUUGUUGGUUCUUGAUAAGAGAAUUAAGCCAGUUUUAUUGGCAUUCAAGAAAGAAACCAGCAAAGCAGGCUGCUUCAGGAGGGAAAUAGACAAGAGAAUCAGGUUUUCUCAGUUUGAGGCAAGAAAGAUAGCUGGAUCAUGAUAGUAUAUGUCUAUAAUUUUAGCACUUGAGGAGUCUGGAGCAGAAAGGUAUCUGCAAGUUCAAAGCCAGGGUCACAUAGCAAAAUGUCUGAAAAGAGAAAAUUGUAAAGAACACAGCAAGGCUCACAGUGGGAGUUUGCUGGUUGCUGGAUGUCGGGGAUCGGAUAUCAAGACAGUGAGAAAGAGUCUCAAGAGUCUCAAGCAUCAGGGCCCGGGGCUGGUGUCCAGGAGAGACAAGAUGAAAGGAAAAGGACUCUGUAACCCAGAAAGUGGUUAUAAAAUAUGCAUAUUACAUUAUUUUUUCUCAAUGUAUGGGCUAUAUGUGUGUAUGUGAAUACCUGUAUGCCCAUAUGAGGGGACUAGAGGACACCGAUUAUCCUGCUCUGUCAUUCUCUACUUUAUUCCUUUGAGGCAGAAUCUCUUAGUGCAUCUGGAGUUAGGUUAGUGGCCAGGAAGUCCCAGCAAUCCUCCAGUGUCAGCCCUCACUAUGCUGUUAACUGUGCACAAGCAGGGUAAGCAGUCUGACUAUUCACGUCAGUGUGGUGUUCCAAACUCAGAUCUCCAUUCUUGCUCAGCCAGCCGUCUAGCCACAGAGCCAUAUCGUUAACGUCCAUUUGAUGUAUUUGGAAUUCUGGGUCAUACAAUUUUAUUGCCUUUUCCAAAAAGCAAAUAAAAGUUUGAAAAUGAAGGCGAUCAACUGGAUGGCUCCUCACUGUUGUUUCAAGACCACUUUUCUAGAGCUAAGAAUGGUGGUUUAUGCUUGGAAUCCUGGAGUCAAGGGGCUGAGGUCGGAGGAUUUCUGUGAAUUCAAGAGCAGCCUAAGCUAUAGAAUAAGUUCAGGCACAGCGUGGGGUCGAGUGAGACCUGCCUCAAGCAAGCGCGGCUCUGUGGACCCCUUGUCAUUUACUACCUUUAUGAGGGAAGAUACCAGGACCCUUAACUCUUGGGUUUUCAGACACAAUGCUUCGCAGACCGCUUCCCAAACCACUAACAAUGCACCUCUAAGGCACAUACUUUUACAGCAGUUAAAAAAUAAAUAAAAA